Messenger RNA from Haplochromis burtoni (Burton's mouthbrooder), 1419 nucleotides. RefSeq lists its product as uncharacterized. Lineage: Eukaryota; Metazoa; Chordata; Actinopteri; Cichliformes; Cichlidae. The record is from RefSeq and is a predicted model, not a curated record.
AUUUAUCAUGCCGCUCUCUGCGCUGGUGUUGAUGCUGCUGGUCUGCAGUGUUCAGGCUAAUUUUUACAGUAUAGUGGUGAACUACUAUCCACUUGGCAAUGUUUCAACAGGAUCUUCCACUGGCAUCCUUUAUUACAAGUUGGGCUACAGCUCCUGCUUGUAUAGUUUGCCCUACUCCAUCGGUGGUCAGACACUUGUUUUAGACAAGGUCGAUGAGGAGAGUAGAGGAGAGUGGUGCCAAACUGAAGGAGUCAUCUCUCGGCUUUUUUCCAGCAACUCUAUAUUUCCAAUUCCGGUCUCUGGCUUAAACUGGAUCUUUGGCAUCAAAAAUGGCAUCGUAUCAUUUAAAAUUCAGGCUCUGGUGGAACUGAGGAUCCGGUCUGACAUCGGCAAAGCCAACACAUCACCACAGACCACUAUCAUACCAGCUAUCAGACUCUGGCUAUCAGCAUCAAGGCACAGACACUUAACUCCACGAUCUCUGAGCUGCUGUUCAGCGCGCCGCACACAGUAACUCAAAAUCAAACAGGCCCAGGACAGUUCACACUGAGGUGGACACCAUCUGAUUCAGUAGCUGAACAAAGCCACCCCAUUUGUUUUGUUGUCCAGGCAGUUUUAGGUGCAGCCAAGUACCACUCUGAGCUUCGAUGUGUCAUUGUGACCGUUAGAAAAGCAUUGCCAACUCCAUCACCCAAUACACCAGAGUAUGUUGCAGCGCUGAAAAUGAAGUUUUCCUCGUCGAUGGAUUUAUCUAAAAUCAAUACGAAUGUCUUCCUAAAUCAGAUUAAACAGAAACUGCAGUCAUACGGACUGCCUGAUGACAUCAGUCUGCGCCUCAUAAGCAGUGUGCCACAGAUUGGUGUAACUGUGUCCUCUAAUUCUACAACAUGAACCUGAAGUCCUGCGUCUGCAUGCUCUUUCUUCACUGUGUAUUUACUAGUUCAAGACUUUUAUGUGGAAAGAUAAUAAAAAAUAUUACUUAUAACAGAUAUUUUUGCACUAAACAGGUCUGUCAUAUAACAUUCUUUAUAAUAUUAAAUUUUUAAAGGAUCUUUCAAGGUUGAAAUUUAUGUUUACUAUUGAUUAAUCCUUCUUUGUUCUUUCUUCCAAUAUCCUUGUCUGGUGGGCUGUGUUCUGUAUGCAAGUGGUCGUGGAGGAUUUUUUAAAUCAUAUUUUUUACAUGAGUGUAAGGUUUGAAAACUGGUUUUGGGUGAAUCAGUUUCUUAUACAGUCGUGUUUAUUUGUUUGGCUUUACAAAGCUGUUCUUCGAAGUCUUAGCAGCCAGUGGUUGAAAUGAAAAAAUAAACAAAAAAACAAUCUCAGUCACAUUUCUGACUUCAAUUUAUUUUUCCUACAAAUUAAAUCAAACGUUUUCUUGUUUUCUGAAACAUAGACUUAACAUCUGACUUAGGAUCACUG